UUUAAGGUACAUAUAACACAAGGAGACCAGCUGGGAAAAGCAGUGAUUGUGUCAUGGGUCACGGUGGAGGAACCAGGUUCCAAUACAGUGCUUUACUGGAGCGCAUACAGCAAGAAACAGAAAUCUGAGGGCAAAGUUACAACCUAUAAAUUCUACAAUUACACUUCUGGUUACAUUCAUCACACGACCAUCAGAAAUUUAAAGUUCAAUACCAAAUACUACUAUGUGGUUGGAAUUGGCCACACUGAGCGGCAGUUUUGGUUUAUAACUCCUCCUGAAGUUGGGCCAGACGUCCCUUACACAUUUGGUCUCAUAGGGGAUCUGGGUCAGAGCUUUGAUUCCAAUAAGACGCUUACUCAUUAUGAGUUAAACCCACAGAAAGGACAAGCCGUAUUGUUUGUUGGGGACCUCUCUUAUGCAGAUAACUACCCAAAUCAUGAUAAUGUCAGGUGGGAUACAUGGGGAAGAUUCACUGAGAGAAGUGUUGCGUAUCAACCCUGGAUAUGGACUGCAGGGAAUCAUGAAAUUGAUUUUGCCCCAGAAAUUGGUGAAACCAAACCUUUUAAGCCUUACACUCACCGAUAUCAUGUCCCAUAUAAAGCAUCGGGGAGUACUGCUCCCUUUUGGUACUCAAUCAAGAGAGCUUCAGCAUACAUCAUAGUCUUGUCUUCUUAUUCAGCAUAUGGUAAAUACACUCCUCAGUACCAAUGGCUUGAGCAGGAGCUACCAAAGGUUAACAGAAGUGAGACACCAUGGUUGAUUGUUUUAAUGCAUUCACCAUGGUAUAAUAGUUACAACUAUCACUAUAUGGAAGGCGAAACCAUGAGAGUGAUGUAUGAGCCAUGGUUUGUGAAGUACAAGGUUGACGUGGUAUUUGCUGGUCAUGUCCAUGCCUAUGAACGAUCUGAACGUAUAUCCAAUGUUGCAUACAACAUUGUAAAUGGUAUUUGCAUUCCCGUGAAAGAUCAAUCCGCACCGGUCUACAUUACCAUUGGUGAUGGAGGAAAUCUUGAAGGCUUAGCAACCAAUAUGACAGAACCCCAGCCGGCUUACUCAGCUUAUAGAGAGGCCAGUUUUGGUCAUGCUACUUUCGACAUCAAGAACCGAACCCAUGCAUACUAUGGUUGGCACCGGAAUCAAGAUGGAUAUGCAGUAACAGCUGAUUCUAUGUGGUUUUUCAACAGAUACCAUCAUCCUGUUGAUGAUUCCACAAGUGCCCAAUAAUUAGAAGACGUUAUGUUGCUAUUGUUCUCUUGAAUAAGUUCCCAAAUGUAUCAGCUAAUAAAAGAUUCAAUAGUUUAUACCUUCCCCCAACUC
Prunus avium (sweet cherry) is the source of this 1317-nucleotide messenger RNA. The record is from RefSeq and is a predicted model, not a curated record. Lineage: Eukaryota; Viridiplantae; Streptophyta; Magnoliopsida; Rosales; Rosaceae.